Sclerotinia trifoliorum is the source of this 1515-nucleotide messenger RNA. The record is from the annotation of a GenBank genome assembly. NCBI's taxonomy places the organism in Eukaryota, Fungi, Ascomycota, Leotiomycetes, Helotiales, Sclerotiniaceae.
CGUGAUAACUCUGUGAAAUAAAUUCAUGAAAUCGUAGCACGUGAGACCAGACAAAAUAUUAAAAAUAAUUCCUUCUUGAGUCGAUCAAAAAUACAUCUCAGAAUGUAAUUAAAAUAAUACCAUGCCAUCGAAUAAGAAAACCCUCCCAAUUUCCACUUUCUGUAAAAUCGUCCCACGUGACCUCUAAUCAAGCUAAAGAAAAUAAGUUAGCGAAAGCCAUCCGACAUCACCCAGCAAGCUCCCAUCAACCCCUCAUAAAACCAACGUCAAGCCUCCAAUUGAUAUCUUCACCCAUCAUGAACUCCAUGCGUUUUGCUCGCGCCGCUCUGCGGGUUCGUCCUAUGGCUUUGAAGGCCCCGGUCAUGCGCCGAGGGUAUGCUGAGGCUGUUGCGGAUAAGGUCGGGAAUUUCCGUUUUUGGGGUUUUGAAGUUUUGAGUUGGAUGGAUGGUGUGGAUUUGGGGAAGUUUGUGCUGACUUUUUUGGGUGUGCGGUAGAUUAAGUUGAGCUUGGCUUUGCCUCAUCAGGUAUGUUUGGUUUUGUUUUUGGGGUGUGGAGUGAGAGAGGGAGAGGGAGCGGGGUGGGAUGGGGUGAUGGGUGAUGGGUGAUGGAGGGGAGAGGAGGACACUCGAGGAGAGAUGGCAGAUGCGGAGAUGGGAAGAAGGUGACUAACAAGUAAAUUCGCAGUCUGUCUACAAGUCUCAAGAUGUCGUUCAAGUUAACAUCCCCGCCGAAUCCGGUGAAAUGGGUAUCCUCGCCAACCACGUCCCAUCCAUCGAACAAUUGAAGCCAGGUCUCGUUGAGGUUAUUGAGGAGAGUGGUGGAAGCAAGCAAUUCUUCCGUACGUCAUGCAACAAUCAUCCAGGAGAUAUUAUAAAAUAGGAGGAAACGAGAGGCUAAUAGGAUAUUGAAACAGUUUCCGGAGGAUUCGCAGUCGUUCAACCAAACUCUUCAUUAAGCAUCAACGCAGUAGAGGGAUUCCCAUUGGAGGAUUUCAGCGUAGAGGCAGUUAGGUCACAAAUUGCUGAGGCUCAGAAGAUUGCUGGAGGAAGUGGAAGUGAGCAAGAUAUUGCCGAGGCUAAGAUUGAGUUGGAGGUGAGUUUUGAUAUUCAGAUAUUGGGUAUGGAUAGAGCGAGGACUAAUGAUAUACAUCUAGGUUUUGGAGACCUUGCAAGCACAUCUCAAGUAGAGAAAUUGCUCUACCCUGGUGAUGCUUAGAUGAUAGAGACCUGCACAAUGUACAUCAGUGAACUAUUUUUUAUUGUGUUGUGUGAAAACUAGUAUCAUAGCUUUUUAAAUGGAACAAGCCUGGUCAAUUUUAUACCCUCAUCAACUAAGUCUUCAAUGGGAUUUUUACUACUGGUUGAUGGGCUGAAUGAUUGAGGGCGAACUAUUGAGGGCGAACUAUCAUGUACAAAUUUUGACAGGAUAGCUAUGCAUGUUGUGAAUACUAGGUAGAUAUUCGUUACUGGCCGUUCCUACCAUUUUGAGGUUGAGUCCUUCUCCGUGAGAGUCACU